Pestalotiopsis fici W106-1 is the source of this 984-nucleotide messenger RNA. RefSeq lists its product as uncharacterized. The transcript has 5 exons. The coding region runs from base 1 to 984 and encodes 327 amino acids. Lineage: Eukaryota; Fungi; Ascomycota; Sordariomycetes; Amphisphaeriales; Sporocadaceae. The record is from RefSeq and is a predicted model, not a curated record.
AUGGCAUCACAUAAUCUUCCUGUGCAGCCCCGAAGCCAAGCACGACCAAACCCGUAUCCUCCUCGAGGCAUGACUCUCCUGCCCCGAGACCCAAUCAGAGUGGCGACCCGAGAUCCCGAUCCUGACUCGGGAGAAGAUUUCACUCUCCUUUCAAGAGAUUCUGGCAGUCCUGACUUGAUGAGUGGUGCCAUUCCUGAUCGAACGACGAACGGCAUUCCUUCUCACACGGAAAAUAGCAGUCCUGUUCCCAUGCAAACUAACGAUUCUGUCCGGACCGGGAUUGACGAUAGCGUUACGGAAGAAAAUGACGAAAAUGACGAUGAUGACGAUGAUGAUGGCACUCUCCCGGAAGAUUUCAGCUUCUGGCAUGUUUGUAUUCGCUGUAUUCUUGUCAUGAACGCCGACUAUACCCCCAGUUCUGCUCGGCCGCUGUGGCCCAAGUGUUGCUUCGGUGACGACUACUUUCCCACAAUCUGCAAAGCCUGCCUGCGAACUGGAUCACGCUGCGAGUUGCCCCCACGUGGCCUCGAAAGGGAGACCACUAUCUUGAUGAACAUCAUUGGUUGGGCAAGAAAGGAAAUUUUUGACUCCCACCAACGUCUUAUUCCACCCGUAGCCUGCAGGGAUAUUGCGAACGAGGUCCACAAGCUGUCAAGAGUAUACGAGGGUGUUUUGAUGGAACAUUGUCUCCAGCACAGUCUCCUGGUCUACAAGCUCGCAGAUGGACGGGGCCCUAGUGGCUCUCGAGAUACUAUCCUCCAUGGAUACGAGAAGUACAUGGAUUCUUGUCGCAAAGCAGCCGCGCGUGAUUUCCAACCGCUCAAUCCAGGCGCAGAUUAUCAAACCAUGCGGCAGCAUCAGGCCAGAAUCAUGGGCGGUCUCAAAUACGGUGACAAGGGCUACAUGCCUUGGCGAACCUGUCUGAGCAAUCUUUUCAGAGAUAUUCGCAAGGUGCUUAUCCAGUCCAACGGUGACGAAGACUAG